AUGCCCUGCACCUGCACCUGCACCUGCGGCCGCGAGGAGCCCAUGCCCCAGCACCACCACGAGCGCACGCUCUCCAGCAACACCUCCUUCUCGUCCCCCACCGCGUCGCCGGCGCUCUCGUACGCGUCGUCGUCGACCAACUACCUGCCGGCGUCCAACAAGCUGCCGUGCGAGAGCAUCCCCUACGCCGAGUCCGGGCCCGACGACCUCAUCAAGCUCUCGUCCUUCUCAUCCACGUCGUCCUACGAGAGCUUCUUCCACAUCGAGGCGCUCGACGACUCCAACUUCGGGCCCGGCAUCGGCAACGAGGACGCGGCCGCCGCCGCGGCGGCGGACAUCGAGUUCCUGGACUUCGAGCCCUGCACGAUGCGGCCUCCGGCGGUCCAGACGAUGAUUCCGCCGCAGCAGGGCAGGCAGAGAGCCGAGGGCGCCGCCGUCGCCGCCGCGGCGGCGUACGACCCAAAAAGGCUCCCGUCGUCCAUGUUCCGGACGCGGUCGACGAACCGCGCCGAAUGGAGCGCCACCUCCAACGAAUCGCUCUUCAGCAUCCAGCUCAGCAGCUCCGCCGCCGACCUCACCGCGCGAUACGCCGACUUCUACUACGACGCCGCCGGGUUCCCCCGGUUCCCGUCCCUGGGGCGCGACGCGGCGGCUAUGAGGCAGCUGCCGUCCUUGUCGGAAUCGUCGGGCCGCUCAGGGGGGCUGUGUGUCAGGCACGACUGCGCCAGGUGUGGCAGCGGCAGCAAGACCAGGAAGUCCGUCAGGUUCGCCGCCACCGAGAGCGUCUCCGGCGAGGGCAAGCACAAGCACUCUGUCGUCGUCUCCACGUACGUGACCCAGCAGCCCAAUCGAUCGUUUGCGUGA
Miscanthus lutarioriparius is the source of this 864-nucleotide messenger RNA. The record is from the annotation of a GenBank genome assembly. NCBI's taxonomy places the organism in Eukaryota, Viridiplantae, Streptophyta, Magnoliopsida, Poales, Poaceae.